Rotaria sp. Silwood1 is the source of this 603-nucleotide messenger RNA. NCBI's taxonomy places the organism in Eukaryota, Metazoa, Rotifera, Eurotatoria, Philodinida, Philodinidae. The record is from the annotation of a GenBank genome assembly.
AUGCAAUCAGCAAUGUCUCUUUCUUCAAUAUCAUCUACAACAUCAACUAAUUCAUCAACAUCCUAUGCAUCUCGAACCAUUCUCGAACCAAAAGAUUUAUCUUCAGCUGCACCUCGAUGUCGAUCAUCUAUUAUAGCUUUUCUUGACAAUGAUCAAAAUGUUUUCCCACCCUCACCACUGCCUCCUCCUCCUCCACCACGUCGUCGAUCACAACUUCUAUCAAAUCAUAAAUCCAUGUCGAAAUGUCGUCAUCUUUUUCGUAUUUGUCUUUCUUUACCUACUCAAACAAAACUUUCAAAUUCAUCUAUUCGAAAACAAUAUUUUGCUAAAUUAUGUCAUCAUUAUCGACUUCUUCUUGUUCUUAAUGAUUAUGAAUGUAAAUGUGGUUGUCAUUUUUCAAUGCGACAAGGUACUUUUGUUAUUUUAUAUGAAACAAAAAAUGAACUAUCAAAAUGGAAUAAAAAUAAACUUGUAACAGUUAUAUCAAAUGAAUUAGUAUGUUCAAAAGUUCCAUCUGAAUAUGUAUGUGAUGUUGAAUUGUUACGUGAACGUGUUCGUACGAGAAAUUUUUCUAGUGAUGAUGAACAAAGUUUUGAUUUGUAA